Messenger RNA from Oncorhynchus tshawytscha (Chinook salmon), 4021 nucleotides. RefSeq names its product FAST kinase domain-containing protein 3, mitochondrial. The record is from RefSeq and is a predicted model, not a curated record. Gene Ontology annotation, molecular function: RNA binding. The coding region runs from base 724 to 3471 and encodes 915 amino acids. Gene Ontology annotation, biological process: mitochondrial RNA processing; regulation of mitochondrial mRNA stability. Gene Ontology annotation, cellular component: ribonucleoprotein granule; mitochondrial matrix. The transcript has 13 exons. NCBI's taxonomy places the organism in Eukaryota, Metazoa, Chordata, Actinopteri, Salmoniformes, Salmonidae.
CCAAAAAGUUGCAUGCUGGGAAGAUGGGCGACACUGAGGAUGCUAACGUCGUUAGUAACGUGGACUGAGAGGACGGGGAGCCAAGUCGUUCUUGCGGCAAAUGACAUCAAUCGUGUUUCCAAGUGUAGAUUCGUCCAAGCUACCAAGUCUUCGUCGAUAGAACACCACCACCCAUCUGGAUAUCCCUCUCCUGCGUUGACAUCAUUGCCAGUACUUGACUUUACUUCUGGGAAGAGAGUUGUACUUUUCCUGCUUGGUGGUGUUGCCUGUUCUGUCAUCUCCUUCAGGUGAUGGAAAUGACACUGCCUACAUGGUAAGAUUCAAGCUGUCAUUCACAACAGACCUGGAGAAACACCAACCUCACAUGGCUGGAGAUUGCCACAGCACUCGACCGGAGGUUUUAAGGACCUGAAGUGCCUUCCUAGACCUGAGAGGGGUGAAGUGUGGGCUUUGGUCAGCAACUUGCUGAAGGAAGAGAGGCCUGCACAGCAACUUGAUAAAGCAACAGUCAGAGCUGCUAAAGAAGAAAGCUGCUUCUGAGUUCUUCUGAGUCUGACUCUGAUGAAUAGGAGGAGUCCAUGGAGAAAUGUAUGGAAUGUUACAAAGCAGAGCCCAGCAUCAUCAUGGAGGACUGUCCACUACAGUGGAGGUCACAGCAUGCAGGGCCUGCAUUGCACGAAGGUGUAGUGUGCAGUGCCCCAGCGGUGGACUAGCCCGUGUACUAUGCUGUGGCUGCACUCCGGCCCGGGCCUCCUGAGCUGCGGCAGCAUCAUCAUCCCCUCUCCCCUCUGCCCACGACACGCCUGCCGCCCUAGUGUCCUUGCCCUCGCCGGCAUGUACGCUACCCGCCUGUACAGCUCAGGAGGUGGGGGAGGAGGAGGGGGAAAGCCAGGGCACUGGCCGGGCCUGGGGGGUAGAGGGCUGCCCAUGCUGGAGAACCACCACCCCCACCACGUGCACCCUCCAACCCCCAGCUACCCGCCCCUCUACCAGGGGCGCCCUGACCCUCACCGGGGGCCCCACUUCCACAGUCACCAUCACCAGCAGCACUACCACCCGCACCUGCCCCCCUCCUCCGCCUCCCCCAUCCCUCUGUACACCCACCUGCACCACCACGCCACUGUUGGCGCCGCUGGCAACAAGAAGAAGACGUGGAACUUCAUCCACGAGAAGAUGAGCUACGACACCUUCUUCACCAUGAAGAGGCUGAUAGAGCGCUCGCAUCGGGGCGAUGAGGUGCUGCGCUGGGUGACGCAGAACCCGGGCAAGAUCUCACACAACCACUACCCCAUCGCCCUGCAGAAGAUCGGCCAGCUACUACAGGCCGGGGCUGCAGGAGGGGGCGGUGGUGACUCGGAGGCAGCCCUGGUUCCCAGAGCCGGUGGAGGAGCUGAGAACGAAGGCAGACAGAUCCUGGAGCACCAGGAUUUCCAGACACUGUGCAAAGCCAUCGUGAGCGACUGUGUCAAGUUCGACAACUUCAGCAUCGUCAACUGCCUGUACGCUGUGGCUGCACUAGGCCUUCCCAGCGACUCGCAGGUGGUGCAGGUGCUGGAGGCAGAGUCACAGUCGCGGCUGGACCAGUUCAACCAGAAGGAUGUCUCCAUGGUGUUCAGCUCCAGCAUGAAGCUGCACCCCAGCAGCCAGCACCCCCUGACCGAGGCCUGCCUCGCAGGCUUGGAGAAGAACCUGGAGCGGGAGCGCCACCCGCAGACCCUCUUUCUGCUACUCUCCUACUACCGGCUCAAGUGGCACUCGCUGCAACCCACCGACACUACGGCGGCCGGGAACGUCGCCAAUGUACGCCCCAACCCAGAGCAGCUUCUGGCCAACAGGAAGAUCCUGCGACUGGUCAAACACACACUGGCUAGCGUAAGUGGUGUGCGCGACCCGGAGAUGGCGCUGCUGGAUGAGAUGCUGGCUGUGUGUGCACGUGAAGCUAGCAACAAGAGCCUAGAGCUCAUCUUCAGCUCGCACCUCUUCUACCAGAACAGGCAGGAGAGGUUUGUGUGCAGCCUGGCUGAGCAACUGCCUGAAAAAGUGGACAGCAUAACCCCAUUCACCAUGGCCCUCAUUGCCAAAUACAUUGCCCGCCACCGGCUCAGAGAGGUUCGACUUCUUGACACCAUCGCUGAUUUUCUGGUCAAAAAGGGUGAAUACCUGGACAGCAAGGUUAUCCAGAAGCUGGUGUUCCCCUUCAGCCGGAUGAACUACCUGCCGUCCAACAAGGUCCAGUUCUUCUCCAAGCUGGAGGUGGUGCUGGAGCUUAAGGCCCUGAGCUCCCCGUUAGCCACCGUCAACAUCCUCAUGUCCCUGUUCCAGCUGGGCCACUUUCCCGGCCUGGUGCUGCACAGGGUCUUCUCCACUGCCUUCAUCAGCAACGUCACCAACAGUCCUUAUGCUCUCAUCGUGCUUCGCUACUUGUCUCUGUUGGACGCAGCGGUUGAACUGGAGUACCAGGACUACACCGGUCCACGGCUCCAGGACCUGCACAAGGUGCUCAUGUUUGACCAUGCGCUGACCGCUGAUGAGGUCAACCGCAAAUACAGCUACAAGGGUCUUGUAGCUGAAGCCCUCAGACAAUUGGUUGGAGAGCAUGGCUACAAGCAAGAUGAAGUCCUGGCCCCUGGGUAUUACACAGACUUCCUGCUGUGGAUUGAUGGCUCUGGCCGAGUUCUCCCUAUCCGGACAGGGGCAGGAACCUCCCUAGGUAUGGCCCCCAAAACCCCAGAAGGAUCCGUAGCCGUGACAGCCCUCACUUCAGACUUUCAAAAGUUCUCCCCCUUCGCCCCACUAGAGGUAGGGAGGGACCAGCGACCCGUCGAGGGGGAUGAUGCGGUGAACUUUCUGCCCUACCACAUGCAGCAAGGGGCAAACCCUCCCUCGGCCCAGAGGACGGGCCCUAACGGCGGGGGCCCUCUGGACUACAACCCUUACUACACGUCGGCCGAUUACUACUACAGCCUGGCCAAGGAGCACUCUUUGGAGAGCCAAGACAGCUCCACGCUCAGCAGCCCUCCCUCAGACAGCCUGGCACAUCCAGGGGCCUCCGGGGUAGGGGGAUCUGCCACGGCUGCCCCCAAUUCCCUCUUCCAAUUCUCCAUUGGAAAAAUCCUGGAGGAUGAGGGAGGGGUGCAGGUGGGGCCGGCGAGUCAGGGGCUCAACUGCGAGCUUCCUGCAUUCUAUGAGGCAAACGGGGACGUGAAGCCCACCUCACCACUUCAACUGCACCCGGCUGAUCGAGCUGGGGACCAGCAGCAGCUCAAGAGAGUGGUUAUGUCGGUGAAUGACAAGUGGCACUACUGUCACAACUCUGAGGUGCUGGUGGGCUCCCGGGCCAUGAGAGACCGUCACCUGCUGCUCCUGGGAUACGUCAUUCUGCAGCUGCCCUAUCAUGAACUGGAGAAGCUGAAUGGUAUAGAGGAGGUGAAGCAGUACCUCCACAAAAAGCUCCUGGAGGUCCCCUUAUGACAACAAAAGACUUGAGUGUGUGUUUGUGUGCGCGAGUGUAUGCCAUUUUGGCGGCUUGGAAUAGGACGGUUAUUGGUGGGAUUGGGAAAGGGGGCUUUGUUUGAGGUGGAAGACAAACCCUGGUCAAAGUCUAAAAUGGAAGAUUUUCUGGCAACUUGCAUUUAUCAAAAUGGCGCCAGCCUAUUUGCAACCAGUCAGGUCCCCAGUUGAUGCCAUGUGUAGUGUCAGGUUGCCACACUUGUUGUCAAUGCAAUCUUGUCAUUGUCACUUCACAACGGUUCAAAUCUAAUUUUAUUGGUCACGUACACAUAAUUUGCUAAUGUUAUCGCCAGUGUAGCAAAAUACUUAUGUUCAUAGCUUCAACAGUACAGUAAUGCCUAAAAAUACAAAAACAGUACACGCAAAUCUAAAAGAAAGGAAUUAAGAACUAAAUAAAUAUUAGAACGAGCAAUGUCAGUCCGAAACCCCCCAAAAUACACCAUAUAUACAAAAGUAUGUGGACACAAUGAGUGGAUUUGGCUAUCUCAGCCCCACCUGUUGCUGAAAGGUG